Messenger RNA from Diatraea saccharalis (sugarcane borer), 1493 nucleotides. NCBI's taxonomy places the organism in Eukaryota, Metazoa, Arthropoda, Insecta, Lepidoptera, Crambidae. The record is from the annotation of a GenBank genome assembly.
AUGAACAAAGAAAAAAUUGAAGUCAUCCAUUUAGCGAAACUACCAAAAUUUACAAAUGUGGCUACAAACAAAAUGAUAUCUGCGUUAUCGGCCAUAGCCCUUGAAAUGGAAAAUGAUAAUGAACAAUUGUAUGAGAAAUUAAGUCUAUUUGUGGCUAAAACCAUAAUGUCUGCAAAGGAAAGUGAGACGGUAUCGUUGCAUGAUGACAUAAACACCAUCAGAGAUGAAUGUGCUGAUUAUUAUAUACGAAAUAAAUUAAAUGCAGAAAUGACGGAAAAUCUUAAAUCGGAAAACAAAGCUUUACGUGAGAAAUUAGAACAUUUACACAAAUUUAUUAAUCUUGGAUAUGUAGAGCUGCAAAAGAUGAGAAAUAUUUCGUUAGACAACCCAACAACAGUUAUUCAAUUGAAAGAAAUUAUUCUCUCUUGUGGACAAUAUUAUGCCGAUUAUUGCAAUGAAAAAGAAACCUGCCUUCAAAUUGAACAAAAAAAUCGAUUUCUUAAUAACAAAAUCAAUAUAUUAGGAACAAACAUAGAUGGAAUAACGACGGAAUUAAAAAAUAUUCAAUACCAAAACUCUAAACUUCAUAAAGAAAAUAAUAUGUUAAAAAAUAAACUAGUAAAAAUAAUGGAAAAUAACGCUCUGAAAAUUGAUGAACCUUGUAAAAAUGGUUUAAUGGACAAUUUGAAUAAUACUUUCCGUACACAAAGCGAGAACAAUGAAAGCUCAUUUGAUUUAUCAUCACAUUUGUCUUUAGUAAAAAAUCUUCUUGAUGAUCAAGAUGUAAUGCUAGACGAUUUAAAAAAAAUGUCAGAUGAAUUAACUAGCCUUCCAGGAUUACCUAUGUUGUAAUAAUAAAAUACCAUAUUUAUUUUAUUAUUUAUUUCCUUUUCAUACCUACACAAACGUAUAAAGGCGGACUUAAUAUUUGAGGUAUUAUUUAUACAAUUCUAAUUAACAUUUAACAUUUUGUAUGAAACACUAUAAAUUUUAAAACUAAAUCGAUAAAACAAUUAAGGAAAAAAUUUACCAACUUCAAAAAAUCGUAAUAUAAAAAAACGACUGAAAAGAGUAAUAAUACCACAAACAUUCACCUUCAAUACAAUCGAAACACAAAAAGCACCAACAAUUUUUUUGAGGUCGGUGCCAGCUAUGUCAUUAGUAAGAAUUAAAACAGCGCUAUCAGAAAUGCUAAUUUUCUCUUACCAUACAUGAUAUUUUUCUUAUAAAUAUCUGUGCGGGAUCUUAUAAAUAUGUUGCGGGUUUUAGAGUAUUUCGUGAUGUUGUAGUUCUUCCAAAUUUUCCUCAUCCAUGGCAGGUCUGUAUAGUCAUACGUCGUUUUACUUCCUCAAUGCAACCACCAUCACUUAAAUUAACGCCUCCAAAUAUACAUAUUUGGUUUCUACAUCACAGUUUGCAAUCUGAGUUAUCUCGGGCAAGUUGUUUUUGCACAAUCCAUGAUCAUCAUCUUUAUUUUAUUGCGAUUAAUCAUC